Molecule: messenger RNA, 2994 nt
Organism: Diplodia corticola
Lineage: Eukaryota; Fungi; Ascomycota; Dothideomycetes; Botryosphaeriales; Botryosphaeriaceae
Product: methyltransferase type 11
Exons: 1
Coding region: 1-2994 (997 amino acids)
Source: RefSeq, a predicted model, not a curated record
AUGGAGAACUAUUAUCUGCCCGCAACCACCUACUGCCCGCCCGCCCCACAACCCUCUCCGCUGGAUCGGAGAGCAACCAUUAAUACCAUAAUCGAGGAAUCCCCCCAGAUCCCCCACAUCUACCAGGACUACUUCACCCAGAACCUCACCCGGCAGUGGGCCCGCUACACUGGCAGGGCUUCCGUCGUCUCGCCCUCCUACCAGUCGCCCACCUACAGCGAGGACUUCCCCACCCCCAAGGCCUCGCUCCACAACCUGCAGCCCCAACAGGACCAGGCCGACGAGAACUGGCCGCUCACCCCGCGCGCCCCCGAGCGCCUGGCCUCGCCGCGCUGGACCAGGUCGCGGAAUGACCCCGAGUUCGACGAGCUGUACGACAUGACCGACGAAGACACCGAGGAGGUCCCGCUGAGGUGCUCCAACUCGGUCAAGAAGUCCAGUGCCACCCCCAGCGCCAGGUCCAGCCGCAACCGCUACCCGUCUCUCGUCAUCCCGUCGCCGUCCCAGUGGCCGACCAUCGAAAAGCUCCAGAAAAGUGCAGUUUCGCCCGCCCCCGUCCCAGCUCUGACUCCCGCUCAAAAUCUUCUCAACAUGCUAGCCGCCCGCAAACUCCACGACCCCGCAACCAGUGCUGAGCCGUCCCUGGACGGCAGCUUGUCGUCCGAAGAGCUGGAGCACCUCAGCUGCCCCUCGACCCCGGAGCAGGGCCAAAAGGGCGAGUGGACUGGAUCUGUGCAACUCAACCCCGCUGCCAUGGAGACUUUGCACAACAUCUCCCGUGACGACGACUCCGAGACCGGAGACCAAGUGCUUCACGUCUCCGAGGCCGAGAUGACCCAGGUCGUCGGCGGCGAGCGCCUGUCCGCCCCCGUCCAGCGAAUCUUCACCACCGACCUGACAAACACCCCGUCGGACGUCAGGUCUGACGAGGAUGACUUCUCCGCCUUGACCAUCCCGUCGCCCGGUGGUUUCUUCUCGUCGCUGCAGGGCUCUGCCCGCCACACCUGGAGCAUUCCCCCCCAGCAGAGGCGCGAGGAGACGCCCUCGACAUCCGUCGCCGAGAACUUCUACGGCGUGCCCUGGCGGGAACGGCCGGACAACGUUGUUGAGCACGUUGUCGAAGUCCCUGCCAACUUCGGCGCCUCCGAGCCCACCCCCAAUGCCCUCGACGGCUUCCUGUCCCCUGUCGGAGAGAUCAUGGAAAUCCAGCCGAGCGCAAACAAGUUCGAGUACAACGAACACUACGCUCAGGAACUCGCCCAGCUUGCUGGCAAGAACCUCAGCCGCACCAGCCUCUGGCUCACUUCCCAAGAAAACUGGCUCGAGGGCAUGCUCAGCCCCACCAGCCCCGUCACUCACGAGAGGAGAAACUCCCUGACCGACAUCGGCUCCCCGUCGAAGAAGUCUGUCCGCUUCGUUGACCUUGUCGUCCCCAAGACCCCCAAGGUCGCCGAAGAGACGCUGUCCAAGGACACGACCUUCUUCGAGGCGCUUGAGUUUCUCAGGGAGACUACUGGCAAGUUCGAUGCCUUCAUCCACCGUCUGACCCGUGCUGAGGCUGUGCACCUGCAGCGCCGCUGUGCGCCCAAGCGGCACAACAACCUGCUCCUCGGCAGGUACGAGCUGUGCGGCUACUCCAAGAUCCCUUCGACGCGCCCCGUCUCUCUCUUCUACACGGACGACCCCAACGAGCACAAGGAGCAGAUCGCCAAGGCCCAGAAGGAGCAGCAGGCUCUGGAGCUCGUGCGACCGGCCUUCUGGGCUCUUGAGGCUUCCAGACAGCUCCACGGCGGUCGUCUCAUCACCAGCCCCGCCUACAAGAUCCUCUCCCACUCGCGUGACGAGGGUGCCACUCGCGUCCUCGACCUCGGCGGCCAGUCGGUCUGCGACUGGGCGUGGCAAGUCGCUCUGGACUUCCCCCUGACCUCGGUCUUCACCGUCUCCACCAAGUCCGAGGAGGUCGUCAAGCUUGACGGCGAGGAGCGCGACGUCGAGGGCCCGCCCAACCAUCGCCACAAGGUGGUGCCCAACUACUGGACGCUCCCCUUCCCCAACGGCCACUUCGACGUCGUCUCGGCGCGCAACCUGUACGCGCUGCUCAAGACCACCAAGCCCGUGCCCAACCCGGGCCAGCUCGGCAACGCGUCGGGCCUCGACGAGUACGACCUCUGCUUGAAGGAGUGCAUGCGCAUCCUCAAGCCGGGCGGCUACCUCGAGUUCUCGCUGCUGGACGCCGACGUCAUGCGCGCGGCCGCCGGCUCGCACACGCAAAAGGUGUCGGUCGAGUUCGCCUUCAACCUGCGCACGCGCGGCUACGACGCGCAGCCCACCCGGUCCUUCCUGCCCCGCCUCGCGCGCGCCGGCUUCGCCGCCAAGGACGUCCGCCGCGCGUGGACGUCGACGCCGUUCCCCCGGCCCGGCGCCAAGUGGACCGAGACGCUGAGCGUCGGCGCCGACGAGGCGGUCGCGAAGAGCAGGCACCCGGACGUGCUGAACUCGCCGCGCAGCUCCCUGCAGGUGUCGAGCCCGUCUCAGGACAUCAAGGAGAAGACCAUCGCGUCCAACGGCGACGUCGAGCCCUUCUCGCCGACGUCCUUCUUCUCCGUCUUCCCCCACCGCCGCCACAACCAGCACAAGCGCAACGACUCGCUGUUGGACGGCAUCGUCAACGCUCCCUUCCCUCCCACCACCAACAACAACGGCCUCACCAUCACCAUCCCUCCCACCCCGCCCCCGAAAGACACCACCUUCGACCUCAGCGACGACGAGGGCGAGGAGAGAAACAACAAGCGCGGCUCCACCAAGGACGCCCGCGAACUCGCCGGUCUCGUUGCCGGUCGCAACUGGGAGAAGUGGCUUGUCAAGCUGCAGGCCGAGAUGGGCAAGGAAGAAGAGGGCCGUCUUGGCGAGGGUGUGACGCAGGCGUUGGAGGAAGGUGCGAGGGACGGGUGUGUGUGGAGGGGGCUUGAGGGGUGGGCGAGGAAGGGGUUUUAG